Messenger RNA from Brassica oleracea var. oleracea, 1409 nucleotides. RefSeq lists its product as uncharacterized. The record is from RefSeq and is a predicted model, not a curated record. The transcript is spliced from 5 exons. NCBI's taxonomy places the organism in Eukaryota, Viridiplantae, Streptophyta, Magnoliopsida, Brassicales, Brassicaceae. The coding region runs from base 119 to 1015 and encodes 298 amino acids.
CCACCACCACCACUUCAUCUUCUUCUCCUACAAAAACCUCUCUCAUUCUCUUUCCCUCCUCUGAAACUGGGACCCUUUCGAUCUCUCAAUCUCACUACCGAAACUUUACGAAGCAGCCAUGGAACCUGCCUGCUUAGUCGACGACGCUGAGUUCUGGCUUCCGACGGAGUUUCUCACUGACGAUUUCCUCGUUGAGAAGGAGAACAAAGAGUCGGUGUUCCCGUACGAGCCGAGUCAUGGCGACGAAGAGAGCUUCUUAGCCGGAUUAAGCCGGAAAAUGGUUCAGUCAACUCUUGAAGAUGACGACGCCAUGGCGUGGGAUAUGACUCGGUGUGGAGGUGGAUACAGCUGUCAGGCGCGAGUUUCUUCUCAGGCGGCGGCGUGGGAUAUGUACUGUGCCGCCACAGAGGAACUGGCGAUGAUGAGUCUGACUGGUUACAACAACCAUCAUAGUGGCAGAGGACCUCUUGAUCAUCCCGGAAAACACCCCCUCGCCGCAGCUAAAAUCUCUAACCACGGCUCCGGCUUCUACAGCCGCCAAUCUCUCCAGUACCAGAAGCUACAAGCUAUUCAAUUUCAGCAGCUGAAGGAGCAGCAGUUGAUGAAAUACAAUCGCCAAUUGGCGCAGCAGAGGGUGAAUAAUCAUAUAAAAAGUAGUGGUCAUAUGGACUUGUCUCCAUCUGCAUGGUGUACCCAGCCACAGAGGCGUGCUGUUUCCCUCGGUGACCGUACCGGAAAACGUGGUUCAACCGGAACCGGCGUGUUCUUGCCUCGUUCCCCUGUAACCGCCCAGACUCGCAAGAAACCCACUCUUGGUACGGUUUUGGUUCCGGCUAGAGUGGCGCAUGUCCUUAACCUAAACGAAUCUGUGGUCCACCAGACACCAGUCCGGUCUUCGGCUAGUUUCAACGAUGCGUCGUGGAGACAGAGGAGUAACAAUGGUGGGUACUCGAGCCAGAUGAUGAUAGAGCAGACAGUGAACGAGCCUCGGUUACCUUCGGAUUGGGCGUAUUGACCAGUUUUGGGGGUUUUUAGGGAAAGUUUGAAGAAAAGUGAAAGAGGAAUAAAGUUUAAAUUUUGAAGACAGGGUGUAGUGAAGUAGCGGCAAAAUUAGGGUUAUAUAGAUAAAGGAAGAAGAUGUGGACAAUUAUGACGAGGUUUUGGAUCGUUUAACCACCAUUGAUGAUGACUAAUAGAAGAACAAAAGGAGCUUUGAGAGAGGAUAAGAUUUUUUUUUUUUUUUUGCUUGUUUUUGGUUUUCUCUGGGAAAUUUAUUAAUAACUGUCUGUCACUGGGCUGUUGCGUUUCCCCUUCCUCUCUCCCUCUCUUUUGUUCCGACAACCCUUAAGCAAUAGAGAAAGUACUAGUAAAAAUAAAGGAUUGUUAAAUAAUUUUGUUUGCCAGUACUA